AUGGACGGGACGGAGACAGGAGCUUACUGGGAGGUUACCGGUUUGUACUGGGACAAACUGGGAUCCUCUGACCUCCCAGGCUCCAGGGGGCGCUGUGAGAUCCGCCUGCAGCCCCUGGUGGCCGGGGUAGAUCCCUGCAAGGAUCCGCUGGGAUUCCUCAGCCCCCAGCUGGGCGGGGCCGGGGGCGGGGCUUACGAGGGCGGGGCCAGAGCCCCAGGAUCCUCCGGAACCGGAUCGGGAUCCUCCGGGAAUCUGGGAUCUUACGGAACCGGAUCCUCCGGGAAUUCGGGAUUCUACGGACGCGGAUCAGGAUCCUCCGGGAAUUUGGGAUCUUACGGAACCGGAUCAGGAUCCUACGGACCUGGAUCCGGACCUUACGGCGGCGGAUCCGGACCCUACGGACCUGGAUCCGGAUCCUACGGACCUGGAUCAGGAUCCUCUGGGAAUUUAGGAUCCUACGGAGCUGGACCGGGAUCCUUCGGAAGUUCGGGAUCCUUUGGACGUGGACCCGGAUCCUACGGACCUGGACCCGGACCUUACGGUGGUGGAUCCGGACCUUAUGUUGGUGGAUCCGGAUCCUAUGGACCCGGAUCGGGAUCCUUCGGAAAUCUGGGAUCCCACGGACCCGGAUCCGGACCCUACGGAGGGAUAUUUGGACCCUAUGGACCUGGAUCGGGAUCCUUCAGAAAUUCGGGAUCUCCCAGCCGUGGACCUGGACCCUACGGAGGCAGAUCGGGAUCCGUCGGGAAUUCGGGAUCCUACGGGAGCAGCUCGGGAUCUCCCGGCGGAUCCGGCUCAUCCCAAAUGGGGGAAAACCAUUCGGGAUCAUCUCCUGGGGGGAGCGGAUCCGGAUCAGGAAAACCGGGAUCCCCCGGAAAACCGGGAUCUCCUGGGGGAAGUGGAUCGGGAAAACCGGGAUCCCAAGGAGGACACGGAUCCGGAUCGGGAUCAUCCGGGACUGGAUCAGCGUCUGUGAGACCCACAUCCCAAAGCGGAUCCGGAUCGGGAAAACCGGGAUCUACUGGAAAACCUGGAUCCCAAGGGAGUGGAUCGGGAUCAUCCGGGACCGGAUCGGCAUCCGUGAAACCCACAUCCCAAAGCGGAUCCGGAUCGGGAAAACCAGGAUCCCAAAGCGGAUCCGGAUCGGGAAAACCAGGAUCCCAAGGGGGAAGUGGAUCCGGAAAACCGGGAUCCCAAGGGAGUGGAUCCGGAACGGGAAAACCUGGAUCGGGAUCCUCCGGAACGGGAUCAGCCUCGGUGAGACCCCCAUCCCAAAGCGGAUCCGGAAAACUGGGAUCUUCGAGCGGAUCGGGCUCCCGGGGUGGAUCGGGAUCCUGUGGGGGAUCCCGGGGUGGAUCCCAAGGAAGCAGCUCGGGAUCUCAGGCGGGAUCCCGCCCCACCGGCGCCACCCAGCGCCCCGGCUCCAAGAAUCCCGGGAUCCCCUUCGUCCCCGGUCCCCGGGAUCCGGCACGGAUCGGGGGUCACCUUCCCGCGGGAUCCGCUCACGGAGCCGGAACCGGAUCCCUCAGCUCCGGAACGGGAUCCGACAGCGUCUACGAGCAGGGAUCUGGUGACGGGGGGGUGUGA
Messenger RNA from Pterocles gutturalis (yellow-throated sandgrouse), 1587 nucleotides. Its product is annotated as spidroin-1-like. Bases 1 to 1587 code for a protein of 528 amino acids. The record is from RefSeq and is a predicted model, not a curated record. The transcript is spliced from 2 exons. NCBI's taxonomy places the organism in Eukaryota, Metazoa, Chordata, Aves, Pterocliformes, Pteroclidae.